Molecule: messenger RNA, 713 nt
Organism: Saccostrea echinata
Lineage: Eukaryota; Metazoa; Mollusca; Bivalvia; Ostreida; Ostreidae
Product: transmembrane protein 79-like
Exons: 2
Coding region: 129-695 (188 amino acids)
Biological process (GO): regulated exocytosis
Cellular component (GO): lysosomal membrane; trans-Golgi network membrane
Source: RefSeq, a predicted model, not a curated record
UGAUCGAAGGUUAUUACAUUAUAGAAUUCAGCGCACUAUAUAUGUGACCAUUCAUUUCAUUGGAUCAGCAUUUGCAAUAACAGAUCGAGCAUUUAACCAAGGAAACAUUAAGCACUGGCACUUCGAAAAUGGAAAGCAAAGAGAAGAAGAAACCACGACUACUGAUAGAGAAUAUGCCUUGGAUUCGGAUUCAGAUGAUCUCGGCAAUAGCGACGAGCUUACUUCUCUUCACCGUUUGUUUCUGGACAUUGCCAAUAAAUACAUCCGGACUUAAGGACCCCGCAGGACGCCUCGCGUUUGCAAUCAGGUGGUUGUUCAUAUCCUCGUUGUCCAUGAUAUUUGCAUUGUUUGGGGUACUAAGAGUCCGAGGAAGCUCGAAUGCUGUUGAUCCAAUCAAUGGAGGGGCAGAACAUUUAAUAGAGGUUCCGAACAGAAUUCUGCGAAAUACCGUCGAGCAGUAUUUUCUGCACAUGGCGGGAGUUUUGACAUUGAGCACUAUUCUGGAUGCCAGCUCUCUGAAGGUUAUUCCAAUUCUAGCUGGCCUGUUUCUCCUCGGCCGGUUUACUUACGGGGUAGGAUAUUCCCAAUCUCCCUUCAACAGGAGCUUUGGAUUUAUCAUGACUUUUAUUCCAACAUUACUUGUGUAUGUUUAUUGUACGUAUCGAAUGUUUACAGGCAAUCUGUUGCUGUCUUAAUAGAAACAAAAAUACUUA